Messenger RNA from Linum tenue, 912 nucleotides. The record is from the annotation of a GenBank genome assembly. NCBI's taxonomy places the organism in Eukaryota, Viridiplantae, Streptophyta, Magnoliopsida, Malpighiales, Linaceae.
CCUAAACGGCAAACACCAGAAAGAAAAACACGAUGAAGGCAAGUUCAGGAGCCCUGAUCCAGGCUUUGGUAGCCCUGUCCCUGGCUGGGCUCUCUGUUUCCAAGGAUUUCGAUUUCUUCUACUUUGUUCAGCAGUGGCCUGGAUCAUACUGUGACACACAGCAGAGCUGCUGCUACCCGACCACCGGAAAGCCUGCUCCUGAUUUUGGGGUUCAUGGCCUUUGGCCUAAUUACAACGAUGGCACUUACCCUUCCAAUUGUGACUCCAGUAACCCAUUUGACCAGAGCAAGGUUUCAGAUUUAAUCAGUAAGAUGCAAAAGGACUGGCCAACUCUUGCUUGCCCCAGCGGCGAUGGAGUCACAUUCUGGUCACACGAAUGGGACAAGCAUGGCACCUGCUCUGAAGACGUUCUCGACCAACACAGUUACUUCUCGAAAGCCCUCGCCUUGAAGACCCAGACCAACCUCCUCCAAGCUCUAACAACUGCAGGAAUCGAGGCGAACGGUGGAUCGUACAGCUUGAGCAGCAUCAAGAGCGCGAUUCAGAGUGGGGUGGGAUACACUCCUUUCGUAGAGUGCAACAGUGAUGAAUCUGGAAACAGUCAACUGUACCAAGUGUACUUGUGUGUUGAUAACUCUGGGUCCAAACUUAUUGAGUGCCCUGUUUUCCCAAAUGGCAAAUGUGGCUCGCAGAUAGAGUUUCCUUCAUUUUAGGUGUCCUUUUCUUGAAUGUAGUUUUCAUUUCUGUCAAUUUCAUGAUCGCCAUUUGUCAAAUGUAAGUUCUUCCCAGCCUGCAAUAAGGAAUAUGUAAGUAUGUAAGAGAAAGAAAAAUUGUUAUGGUCCUUGUACGUUUGAUUAUUGUUUCAACUUUGCUUGCUGUUAAUUGAAAAAGAAUGCAUACAACGAAAACUAA